Messenger RNA from Salvia splendens (bonfire salvia), 459 nucleotides. RefSeq lists its product as uncharacterized. The transcript is spliced from 2 exons. NCBI's taxonomy places the organism in Eukaryota, Viridiplantae, Streptophyta, Magnoliopsida, Lamiales, Lamiaceae. The coding region runs from base 1 to 459 and encodes 152 amino acids. Gene Ontology annotation, cellular component: cell periphery. The record is from RefSeq and is a predicted model, not a curated record.
AUGAGGAUGAUGAGUGGAGUUUGGUUUGCUAAUUUUGUGGUGUUUUAUCUGGUAGCGGUGGGCGGAUCAUCCCCGGCGAGGAAGAAGGUGAUUAUCGAGGGGUAUGUUAGCUGCGUUUACUGUGUGAUGGAAGGUGGCCCCGGCUCUGUCAUCAAAACCGAUCUUCUUCCCGGUGCGGUGGUGAAACUGCAAUGCAAUAACAGAAAGAAGGGCAGUUGGGAGGAGCAGACGGAGACGGGCGGCGAUGGCGAAUUCAGUUUCAAGCCAGUGAAGGUGACGAGUUGGGGGGCCCACAAGUGCAACAUCUUCUUAGUCUCCUCUCCAAGAGCUGUCUGUCCCGUUAUCAUCUACGGCGAGGGCGUUCUCUUCAAACCCGCCGCCAUCAACGCCACCUCCCCUUUUCAGCUCUACACUGUUCGACCACUCGCUUUCUAUCCCCCUCCUUACACCUGCGUUUGA